Molecule: messenger RNA, 1387 nt
Organism: Poecilia reticulata (guppy)
Lineage: Eukaryota; Metazoa; Chordata; Actinopteri; Cyprinodontiformes; Poeciliidae
Source: RefSeq, a predicted model, not a curated record
CCGGGAGCAACUUUGUGGUGACACAACACCGUGCAGUUUCACGUUUGAGAUGAUUUUAGAAAAUCCUAUGGAGCUGCAUCAAAUUACGGUCGAGAUUACAGAUAUAAAUGAUAAUUCUCCGACUUUCAAAAGAGAUAGCAUCCAUUUUGAAAUAAGCGAAACUGCUGCUGUUGGUGCGCGUUUUCCAUUAGCAACUGCAGAAGACCUAGAUGUCGGUGUGAAUGGAAUGAAGGAAUACUUCUUGAGUGACAAUGAUAAUUUUGCCCUCAAGCAACAUUCAAAUGCAGARGGAAAGAAAUAYGCGGAGAUGUUGCUUCAGAAGCCAUUAGACAGAGAGACAAACCCCAGCCUCUCUCUGAAGCUGAUCGCUGUGGACGGCGGWAGCCCUCAGAGAUCUGGUACCGUAAACAUUAACGUUGUURUUCUUGAUGUUAACGAUAACGCACCUGUAUUUAAUCAGACUUUGUAUAAAGCUAMAGUGACAGAAAAUGCCGUCAUAAACACUUAUGUUACGACUGUCAAUGCUAGUGACGCAGAUGUUGGAGGAAAUAGUGUUGUGACAUAUUAUUUUUCAGAYCUUUCUAACUCUCUCGGAGAUUUAUUUAAGAUUGAUGAGAAAAGUGGCGUCAUAUUAACUACAGGGUCUAUUGAUUUUGAAAAAGAUAAGAAGUUUGAGCUUCAGAUCCAUGCAAAGGAUCAAGGAGGUCUUACAGAUACUAGCAAGGUGAUAAUUGAAGUAGUUGAUGUAAAUGAUAAUGCUCCUGCCAUAAGCGUGAUGUCAUUUAGCAGUCCUGUAUCAGAGGACUCUCCUCCUGGAACAACAAUUGGCAUAAUAAAUGUGAAAGACCUGGAUUCAGGUGAUAAUGGACAGGUGAGCUGUAGAAUUGAAGGGACAGCUCCUUUUAAGAUCAGGACCAAUCUAAAACAUUAUUAUUCUUUAAUAACAGAUUCGGUCUUGGACCGUGAAAUGUUUUCAGAAUAUAAUAUCACUGUUGUUGCAAUGGACAGUGGAGCACCUUCUCUUUCUGCKCAAAGAAUAUUUAAUGUCAAAGUGUCUGAUGUGAAUGACAACUCUCCRGUAUUUCCAAAGAGUGUUUACAGYGCAUUUAUURCAGAGAAUAAUUCCCCAGGUGUUUCUGUCCUCACUCUGAAAGCCARUGAUCCUGAUGAGAACCAAAAUGCUCGCAUUUCCUAUAUUUUAGAAGGAAAAAAUAUUGCCGGGUCCUCAGUUUCUGAAUAUGUUUCUGUAAAUGCAGAAACUGGAGCCGUACUGGCGGCACGUUCAUUUGAUUAUGAACAAAUUAAAGAGCUAGUUUUCGUCAUUAAAGCACAAGAUGGAGGCUCUCCUCCUCUGAGCAGCAAUGUAACUGUGAAGCUGAUCAUCCAG